AAUUGUAGUAUAGAAAUUGAACAGAGUAAACGCUGUUACUUAGUUAAAACGCGGAAAAAUGGACAUAAUCAUUGACACGACAGGACGGGCCGAUUUUUUGGACAGAAACACGCUUGCCGAUAGCGACGACGAUGAUCCGGACAGCGAAGAUUUUGAUUUCGAUCCAGCGCGGUUGGAGUCAAUAUCGAAAGAGAUUGCGUCGACAAAAUGCAAAGGAAAACCGAGCAACGACAUUGAUAUCGAAGAAUUCGAGCGUGAGAUGGGGUGGAAAAACGCGGGGAAAAAGCAGCCGCCAAAUUCUACAAGCGUUGAAGAAAUAACAAAGGAGUUGACUCCGCUGGACAAAAUAUUACAGAAGUCUGUUAUUAAACCAGGCUUUGAAAAGCUCGAAUCUGUUCCGACGUACGACGAAAGCCAGAAACGAUUAAAGGCACAGAGGCGUAGAGAAAGAGAAAAGACUAAGGGAAAGAAGUGGUUCAAUUUACCUGCUCCUGAAAUGACAGAUGAAGUUAGGCACGAUCUGGAAGUUAUUCAAAUGCGAUCCGUUCUCGAUCCUAAACACUUUUAUAAAAAGAACGAUCUUCAAGUACUUCCUAAAUACUUUCAAAUCGGUAAAGUCAUGGAUUCGCCGCUCGACUAUUACAAUAGUCGUCUCACUAAGAAAGAACGAAAGCGUACCAUCGUCGAUGAGCUUAUGGCUGAUGCGGAAUUCUCAAAAUUCAAUAAACGAAAAUACAAGGAAAUCGUUGAUGAGAAACGAAAAAUGCACUUCAAAUCACACAGACACGCGAGAAAAUUAAAAGGAAAGAAGAAUUAAUUCCGUCGAACAUCACGCGAACACUUUCAUUGCUGUUUUAUUCAUUCGAAACAAAAAAUAUACAAUCCUCUGGUAUAAGAAUAAAUUUUUUUUCAUUUUUAUUU
Molecule: messenger RNA, 921 nt
Organism: Diprion similis
Lineage: Eukaryota; Metazoa; Arthropoda; Insecta; Hymenoptera; Diprionidae
Product: deoxynucleotidyltransferase terminal-interacting protein 2
Exons: 2
Coding region: 59-817 (252 amino acids)
Biological process (GO): RNA processing
Cellular component (GO): nucleolus
Molecular function (GO): RNA binding
Source: RefSeq, a predicted model, not a curated record